This is a messenger RNA of Musa acuminata AAA Group (dessert banana), 829 nucleotides long. RefSeq names its product ethylene-responsive transcription factor ERF095-like. The transcript has a single exon. Gene Ontology annotation, molecular function: DNA binding; DNA-binding transcription factor activity. Lineage: Eukaryota; Viridiplantae; Streptophyta; Magnoliopsida; Zingiberales; Musaceae. Gene Ontology annotation, biological process: regulation of DNA-templated transcription; ethylene-activated signaling pathway. Bases 141 to 662 code for a protein of 173 amino acids. The record is from RefSeq and is a predicted model, not a curated record.
AGCACAGCUGCCUCUCUAAUGGGAUGCCGGUGUCAACAUAGGACGACUAGCUCAAGUUGGCAUGGUGGCGAGGAAAAGGGCAUUGCCGUGUAUCGCUUCCGCUAGUAUAAAGCCUGUGUCGCCCUACCUAUUUCCAAGUCAUGGAGCACCAUCUCGCCGUCGACGACUUCAUCCAUCACCACCUCCUCGUCGGCGACUUUGACCCCCUCCUCCUCCUCGUCGACCGGUCCCCACCGCCCAUCCCUCCUCCUUACCACGACGCCCCCCUAUACCCGACCACGACCGACGCCGCCCCGCCGUCGGGUCCGGACAUCGGACAGCCACCCGAGGGCGGGAGGCAACCGCUGCCGUCCUCGGAUGAUCUGUCCGUCGGCAGGCGGUACCGUGGCGUCCGGCAGCGGCGCUGGGGGAAGUUCACAGCGGAGAUCCGGGACCCCUGCCGCCGGGGGGCCCGGAUCUGGCUCGGGACGUUCGACUCCGCCGUCGAGGCGGCGAGGGCGUACGAUCAAGCCGCCUUCCGGAUGCGCGGUCGCAGGGCGAUCCUCAACUUCCCCAAUGACGUCGGGAGAUCCCAGCACCGUUUCCCGCUGGUGGCGGACGAUGCCAUCAGCCGCGGCGGCGGCGGCGGAGGAGGAGGAGAUGGCGCAGGUCGUCAUCCGUAGGCCGUAACUGCACGCUACAAGAAGCUAGACUGUCACUGUAGACUUCAUGUAGAAGACUUGUUACUUGUUGACGGGUUGAGUGGGAACAAGGGCAUUAUGGGUAUUGUAGGACAUUCCUCAGUUAUAUCUCAACUAAUACUCUAUAUAGCUGUGUUUGAUUUCUUUUC